This is a messenger RNA of Protopterus annectens (West African lungfish), 2098 nucleotides long. Its product is annotated as transmembrane protein 116-like. The record is from RefSeq and is a predicted model, not a curated record. The coding region runs from base 224 to 1354 and encodes 376 amino acids. Gene Ontology annotation, cellular component: plasma membrane. The transcript has 12 exons. Lineage: Eukaryota; Metazoa; Chordata; Ceratodontiformes; Protopteridae. Gene Ontology annotation, molecular function: G protein-coupled receptor activity. Gene Ontology annotation, biological process: adenylate cyclase-activating G protein-coupled receptor signaling pathway.
GCAUUCUACUUUUCUUUUUAUAAGUAAAUAGCUGAAAAUACCUGAAAGACAUGUUCAAAGUUCAGAAGUGUUUAUCAGAAAUACAAAAUAAAACCUAACAUUGACUGCUUGCCUGGCUAUAAAAGGAGGACAGAGACAGCAUUAGUAGUUUGUAGUUUGUAAGAGAAAGAGUAAAGCAGCAAGGACACUGCACUUAUGCUUUUAACCAUACAAAGGAUAAAUAAUGGAUUGGAAGGAGAUAAACCCUGUCUGCGUUAACAGCCAAGUGCUAAACAAUGAUCAGAUCAAGACUCUGACUGUAAUUUAUGUAACAAUGCUCUCAAUCAGCCUAAUUGGAAGCUGCUCCACUAUUGUAGUGCCCCUUGCCAGAAGAAGAUGUUUCUCUAAAGAGUUUAGACCACUUAUAUUACUGCUGCUGUCAGAUUUCCUGGCGACCUUAACCCUGUUCAGUAUGGCAGUUAUACAGCUACUUCCAAAUGAAGAAUUCGAGAGUGCCUUCAUCAUCUGUUACCCUGGGGUAACUCUAGCUGUGGUGUUCUAUGGCAUUUCGUUUCUAAUGGUAAUGAUUUAUGCUUACGAAGCCAAGCAGUCAGUUCAUGGAUGGAGAGAAACACUCAUAAGAGGCCAUCAGGAAACUCAAUGUAUACAUCAAGAAUUCAUGUAUUUAAUUUACAUCCUCGCAUGGUCGAUCCCACUCAUCUUGUAUAUGGUUUAUAUUACUUAUACAUCUGUGAUACCCAUGAGAACAGACUUCGCAAACUACACCCACCAAAGAGACCAAGAUAACAGACAACAUUACUCUGAAAGCAGCAACGCAAGCAACACAAGCUACAUUUAUUACUGUUCAAGCUGUAUUAUGCUCAUUCACAGAAAUCAAGACUGCUGCUAUGGGUUUGAAGGGACAUAUACAGCGGGGCUGGUGGAAAAAAUAAUGUUCUUCAUCUAUACCCUGAUAGUCUUAAACUGCUGCAUGUUUCUGUACUACAGGGUGACCCACUGGUGUAAUAAGAGAACAGAAGAAUCUGCUUUGUUGCUGAACACUGAGCGAGACUCAUUUGCUAGCAAAAACAUCCGAAGUGUUUGCAAAACUAUUUGCUUUAUCUAUGUGGCUUUCAUAAUCUGUUGGUCUCCAGCAUUUGUCCUGAGUAUUAUUUCCUUCACCAGUGUUAACCCACGAGAUAUCUAUGGUUUAUAUAUUAUACAGGCCCUCACCAUGUCUCUCCAAGGCUUCCUGGAUAGCUUGGUCUAUGGAUGGUUACGGCGGAACUUCAGGGAAGUGGCUACUGGAGAAAGGAUUCGACUGCUAGAUAAUCUUACACAACGUGCUUUCUAUGAUGAAUCUGUCAACCAGUAAAGAGUUCAAACACAUCUCCUUUUGUUCCAUUAACUUACUCCAAGGCUUUUAUUCAUAUGCCUGUGACUUUUAUUUAUUUGUACUGCCUAAGGAAAUGUGCUGGCUUCAGGUCUAGACUUCCUAAUUACUGAGAUUCAGUUCUCUGCUAUAUCUGUUAAAUAUGAUCAGGAGAUUUUCUCUGGCAGUACUUCAGAAUUCAUGCUUCAAUCCAAUGAUUUUCAUUGUCAUCAGUUAAUGGUAGUGCAAGGGUUUAUACAGAAGCAUAGUUACUUAAAGGCAAAAGUAACCUGGAUUAUCUGUGCUCUUCAUGUUGUAGUAUCACACUGUUAUGGAUCUGUUUUUUAUUAAUGAAUUUUAAACUGCAGUCCAUAUGGCAGUAAAAUAUUCUCAUGAAUUCUGCUAUAACAGAUUGAAAUCAGAUGGUUGCACAUUAACUUUCUCACACACAUACUUAUAUAUAAACUACGUCCUGCUCAUUGUCAACUCUUUUAUCCACAUUAACAUUUAAGCAGAACAAAGGACAUAAACAAGACUGUUAUGCAUAUGAUAACCCAGUCAGCUAAAACAUGACUUUCCAAAUGACAGCCUGCCUUGUAUCUUACAAAGUACAACUAUUCAAAAGUAGAGCGAGUGAAAAGGUGUUACUAUACCUAAGGCAGUUAAAUAAGUCAAUUAUAGGGUUGGGAGGGUGGCCUAAUGGUUAAGGUGUUUGCCUUACAAACAUAAGGUGCAGGGUUUGAUUCU